Molecule: messenger RNA, 1236 nt
Organism: Rotaria sp. Silwood1
Lineage: Eukaryota; Metazoa; Rotifera; Eurotatoria; Philodinida; Philodinidae
Source: the annotation of a GenBank genome assembly
AUGGCAUUUGAUAUUGACGAUGACUUACCGGAUCGAGAAAGUGCUCGACAAUUUUAUCAAAAAUACGAACCAAAAGAAGUUAUUGGUAAAGGUUUAUCAUCAGUUGUUCGUAAAUGUGUAGAAAAAGCAACAGGAAAAGAAUAUGCAUGUAAAAUAAUUGAAUUUAAUGAUGACAGUCAAGAAGAACGUGAUGCUACAUUACGUGAAAUUCAAAUACUUAAAUUAGUCGGUGAUCAUCCAAAUAUAAUUGAUAUAGUUGCAUCGUUUGAAACGCCGAACUAUGUAUUUAUUGUUAUGGAAUUAUGUCCUAAUGGAGAAUUAUUUGACUAUCUUACAAAAGUUGUUCAUUUAUCAGAAAAACGUACGCGUCAAAUAAUGUCAAGUAUAUUACAUGCUGUUGAUCAUUUACAUUCACAUCAUGUUGUUCAUAGAGAUUUAAAACCAGAGAAUAUUUUAAUGGAUGCAAAUAUGAAUGUUAAAAUAACUGAUCUUGGUUUUGCUGUACAAGUAUCUGAGAAUGAAGCAUUAUAUGAUCUUUUUGGUACACCUGGUUAUAUGGCACCUGAACUAUUACAAUGUUCUCAAUAUGAAGGCAUGCCUGGUUAUGGUCUUCCAGUUGAUUUAUGGGCAUGUGGUGUUAUAUUAUUUACAUUACUUAGUGGUUUACCACCAUUUUGGCAUCGUAAACAACAUUUAAUGUUUCGUAUGAUUAUGGAUGGACAAUAUACAAUGACUGGAUCUGAAUGGGAUGAUGUAUCUGAAACAGCAAAAGAUUUAAUACAUCAUUUAUUAGUUGUUGAUCCAGCUGAACGUUAUACAGCUGCACAAGCACUUCAACAUCCAUUUUUUAAUGUUGAACGAACACGACGAAGAGAUUUUAUGCCUAAACGAACGCUUAAAGCACAUAUUAUACUUAUUUGGUCAAUACAUCGUUUAAGAACAUUACAUUAUAGACCACAACCUAUACGUGGAAAAGAAUUAUUAGAAAAUCCAUAUCGAUUUAAAUCUUAUCGUAAAAUGAUUGAUUCAACUGCUUUUCUUCUUUAUGGACAUUGGAUUAAAAAAGAUGAACAUCAACAUCAAAAUCGUGCUACAUUAUUUCAAACAGAAGAAAAAUAUGAUGUUGUUCGUCAUGAACAAUUACUUGAACAACGACGUGUUCGUCGAGAACAAUCACAACCACUUCGUUUACAACAUCAAAAUGAAAUUCGUGAAGAACAAUCUCCACCUCCAUAA